AUGACCAUUACCAAGAUUCUCGUCAUUGGGGGUACGGGUGCGCAGGGCCGGCCGGUUAUAGAAGGCUUAACGCGCAAUGGCAAAUACCAAUGCUGCGUCCUCACAAGAGUGCUCGACAGCGGACCUGCUAAACAUUUGGCAACACUUCCGGGCGUGGAACUGGUCAAGGGGUCAUUUACCGAUGAGAAACUGCUCCGCAGCCUCUACAGUCAAUGUGAUGGUGCUUUUAUAAACAUUGACGGCUUCAACGUUGGUGAAAAGGGAGAAACAUUCUGGGCUAUCAGAGCAUUCGAAAUUGCGCUUGAAGUUCAAACCAUCAAGUUCUUUGUCUACGGCAACCUGGACUAUGUUUACAAAAAGUCUGGAUACCGACCUGAGUUUCGUACCGGCCAUUAUGAUGGCAAGGGAAGGAUUGGGGACUGGAUUCUCUCUCACAGCCCAAGUCUCAAAACAUUCAAUUCCCAGGACACUAUGAAGAUUGCGCUCUUCACCACUGGACCUUAUAUCGACAUGAUGCUGUCACCAGGCACCGUCAUCACACCCGUUAUCGAAACAGAGGAGGGCGGAGAGGCCAUAGUUACAUGGAGAGCACCGCUUGGCGACGGUGCAUGUCCCCAUGUCGCGCUGGAUGAUUGUGGACACUAUGCGCUGUGGCUUUUUGACAACUACAAAGAAGCCGACGGAAUGAACCUUGAAGUAUCCAUGUCUCAUAUUCGCUACGAGGAAUUUGCCACAGCUUUUACCAAGGUAACAGGUCGGAAGGCCAGAUUCAUUGAUGUGGACUUGGACACGUGGUGGGAAGAGGGUCCCUUCAAGGGUCGCCAAGAAUUACCGGCAGGUUAUGGUACUGAUGCCUCCGAUCCAGCAACCAUGACCUUUAAACAAAACUUUAGUGGUUUCUGGACCUCCUGGCAGCAUUCUGGGGGAAACGUGGGAGUUAUCAAGCGCGAUUACGCAAUACUGGACAAAAUUCAUCCCAACCGAAUCCGUACCGUUGAGGAGUGGUUUCGGCUGCAGGAUAAAAAAAGUCGAGCAGCUGGAACCGGCUCUCUGUGGGAUCGUAUCCAGCCGGCGGCGUUGGAGCCUCUUCUCAAACUCCAAACCGAUCAAUGGAAAAGUCCAGUCUAA
Messenger RNA from Trichoderma gamsii, 1128 nucleotides. RefSeq names its product NmrA-like family protein. NCBI's taxonomy places the organism in Eukaryota, Fungi, Ascomycota, Sordariomycetes, Hypocreales, Hypocreaceae. The transcript has a single exon. The coding region runs from base 1 to 1128 and encodes 375 amino acids. The record is from RefSeq and is a predicted model, not a curated record.